UCUCUAUUUAUUCCUAGUCAUUACUUAGAACCAAGAAAAACCAUAAUCUAAAGCAUUACAGAAUGCUUCAUUCACCCCAAAGAAUCUGCCAAGCGAAAAGCACAUCUUAGAUCUUCUGUCAUGCAAUCUUUUGAACUAAAUCUCAAUGAAAGACUUCUUUUGAUGACCCCCCUUGGGGAUCCCAUCUUUAAUCAAUUUCCAAGAAGCAUACUGAGCCAACCAACAUCGUUUCCUUCGAAAGCAAAACAUUCUUUAUCAAAAAAUGCAAAAUUUAUCAGCGAUAGCCCACAAAAGAUAACUAAAAUGUGCUAUGUUCUACAGCAAAUAAACCGAGGCGGGGAAAUCAAUUUCGCAUUUGUUGAUAUUACGGGGCAAGAAAUACAGAAAAAUAGAAGCCAAAGAUAUAGAUAGCGGCUACUGGGGUGUGCGUCAGUGAUUCGGCAACUCAACCAGGCCCAAACGGAAACCGAAACCAAUUGAGACUACCUACAUUAGUGCUAAGUAUGGGUUCUGUCUGGGGGAAGUGAUCGUUUUAGUGGUUCCCAAUUGGGAGCCCAGUAUAUGUCAGCCAGUGCAGAAAUUGCAUAAUGCCCGGGCAUAACCCGUAGGGCCCCCACAACAAGUGCUUGGAUCGUCUGGCACCUGACAGACCCACUGAAAUCACUUCAGCUCAGAGCUUCCCUGGAUGAGGAAGUUGAUGGAGAGGAUGAGUACCAGACAGAACCAGAGAAAUUGAAAGCCAUUAAGUACCUUUAAAAAUAAAAGCGAAAUACUACUAACCGCAUGGCCCACUGGGAUGAUACAGGCAAGAUCUAUAUAUACACCCUGUGCGCGUGGAUAUAUGCUGCCUCAAUUAUUCAAGAGUACAGCGAAGGCAGGGACUUGUGACCACAAAAAUCAAAGAAAUUACGCACGAAAAAUAUCUUGAAAAUGCCAUAAGUUGUAUAUAGAUACACAGCCGGCGCAGACUCAUCAGAUACACUUGCCCACACACACAUCGGCGAGAAGAUAUAGGCAAACUCGAACUGUGGCAAACUAUUUCCGUAUUGAGUUCUCUUCUUCAAUGCCCUGCAUUGGUUCUUUUUGGGCAUAUUGCAAGGCAGCUUUUACCCAAUUUAAGCACUUAAAAUAUGAAUAAUUAACAUUUCCAAAUUGCCUAAUCACAGUUUUUCAGAUUUUUUAUGACCUCUAAAUAAUUUAUUCACCCUUAAUGCCUUACAUCUUUCAUUCUAAGGCAUUUAUCAACUGAAAUUCAAGACACAAAAAUGUGUUUGUGACAUUUCAAAAAAAUUUAUUUUCGAGUAGCAUAUAUGCUUUAGCGCUUAAAUUCCACAAACAAAUUAUGUGCGUGUUCCAAAAGAAUAUUCUAAUAUUUAUGGAUGCGCCAAAUAUAUUUUCGAAACGUAGUAUUCGUCGUUUCUCGAGAUCUGAGUUUAUGAGUUUGUUUGGCUUGUGGAAAUUGCAUUGACCUAGAAGUCGUCCCAUUGUUGUUUUUUCGGUCUCUUGGGCGUUUUUAUGGGGUCUUUGGAAUACCCUGCACUCUGUUUUGGUUUUGCACAUUUCCCCCAGAACAGAAAAUCUCUCUCUCUCUCUCUUUAUUUUUUCUUCUUUCCCUGUAUGUAUUUUGAAAAUGAAAAUGAGCAUCGUUAUGAAUUUUCCCGAUUUUCCCUGCUGUGUGUAUAUUUUUCAAAUACUUGCCACUGUGCCACCGAAUCGGCCUGUGUGUGUGAGUGGGAGACUGGGGAGCUGGCUCCCGGCUGAGAUCGUGGAAAGCCCAUGGGCCAUUCCUUGUCCGUCGCUCGCCAGCGCCACGAGGAGCGGGAAACGCGUUUUGAACACCGAAGAGGGAUAUUUUUAAAAAACUCAAAUCACCCCAUAUUCGCAGCUAAAGUUCGGCACUCAAAACGCAAUUUAAUUUGGCCAAAACAGUUCGAGACCAUCGGAGACAAAGGCGCGAUCUCGUCAGCGAAAAUAAACCUGAAAACAUAACGAUUUCGGACGCGUGCCAGGCGGUGGGCGGCGUGCGGUGGGCGGGGCGGCAGCGACGCCAGCAGCGACAGCGACGGCGCUGUUUUAUAUGAUUUUCCGCUCGUAGUGCUCGUUUUUAUUCAUUUCUUUCCCUAUUUUUUUUUUUCUGUAUUUUUGCCGGCUGUCGUCGUGAGCAGCAAAAUGCCGCCGGUCGUCGGUUCUCCGUUCAGUUCUGGUUGAGUUUCUGGCGACGAGUGACACACACAGAGGGCACUAGAAAUAAGCGACAUCGAAAGCGAAAAACGAGCAAACAAACAAACUUAGUUGUACUGUAGAUUCUGGCUGAUUAGGAAACACGAAACACGAAGCACUCGAACGCACACCCAUCACAUAUCUCAACCCGUAUAGGAAACUGCAUCUGUUCGGACCGAGCGAAAGUGCCGUGGACGAUGCCCAAUAACCGCAAUCGUAAUCGCAAUCGCAACCGCAACAAACGCAAUCGAAACCAAAACCAAAACCAAAAUCAAAACCCGAAUCCAAGCCCAAGCAGUCUUCUAAAGGCAGAGGGGGCGGAGGAUAAGGAGGAACGGGAGGAUCAGCAGGAGGAUUCACAGAUCCAAUCAGUAGCUACAUCUUCUUCCUCCCCAGAUGAUAAUGGAAAUUCUGGCAGCGUGUCAAAUGGGCCAGCGGAAAACAGCCAAAAGGUGACGAACACUCUUGGGAAAAGCGAGCAGGAAAAACAAGAAACAGCCGAGGAACCAGCAACAGUCAUCCACAAAGAAGAAGAUCUAGACGCCGAAAUGGGUGCCAAAAACUCAAAACACCGCAGGGAAAAGGCCGCUAAGCAGGCGGAAAAUGGAAAAGCCGAAGAGCAGGUGCGUCCGCCACCCACCAUCAUAAGAAGGCCGCCCGGCAGCCCCCGCCAAGCCAAGGUCAUAGUUCAUCGUGUGGUGAGGGAGGAGGACAAGGCAAAUGGCAAAGCUGAUUCACCGGAUCAGCACAAGGUUGUGGAGUCCAAGGAGCAACAGCCGGAGGUUGUUGAACCCCAGAAGUUGGAAGAACAGGAUACCAAGGAGGCAGAGCCACUUCCAGAAACUAGUCAUGUACAGGAGCAACAUGUGGCAGUUGAAGAAAAUCUACAAGAUACUAAAGUGGCAAACGAUGAUCAACAGGUCAGCCAAAAUCCAGAUGAAGUAGAUUAUACAAAGAAACCUUCGGAAGAGCCGCCCAAAGAACCCGAGGAAUAUGUGUUGCAACUUCAGAAGGCCAUGGAGUUUGUAGAAAACGCACACCAGCAACAUGUUGCUGCGGUGCAAAGUCACCAAAAACCAGGAGACUUGGAACCAAAUGCACAGGAAGAAAAGCCACUUGAAGCACAAGAGCAACAGGAAGCACAGCAGCAACAUGUUGCAGUUGCACAAGAGCAGCAACAGCAUAAGGACCAACAGCAACAUGUGGAAAGUGCCUUGAAUUGCGCCGAAAAAACCCCAAAGACAGUGAUCUUCCAAGCGCAGAAUCCUCUUCCCCAGCAAUUGCCCAGCCAACAGAACACCUCCAAGGUGAUUAUCCACCAGAUUCACCUGGAAACCAACGAUGAAGAGCGGGAAAGAAAGGCCAAGCCCACCUUCGAGGAGAUCAGCAGCACUUCCGGUGCUCUGGCUGGAACCCUGUCGCCACCACCCCGCUACUUGGUGGAGUCACCCAAGAAUGUGUCCAGUGGCGGUCAGUUCUCGCGCUUCUCCCGCGACGUGCAAAUCCAGGAGCUGGAACUGACCAGCGAUUGCAGCUCCGGGGAGUUCAACUCACUGCAAUCGCCGCUCGUCUGCGAGGCGGACUCGGAAUCAGAGGGAUCGAUAUCCGUGGCCUUGGGAGCGGAGCGAUCUCCGUCGGAUCCGCAGGUGCCGUCCACUAGUCGCGUGGAGCAGCAGGAGCAGCUGCGCCAGAAGCGCGCCCAGAAACGGAACGCACUGGAGUCGCACUUCCUGCCGCAGCUGCUCAACCCCCGCUAUCUGGACAGCAUCCUGGAGGAGAACGGCGAGGCGACUAGUUUCCGCAACUCAUCGGCCUCCGCCUCCUCCGGUGGCAGUGGCGAUCAGGCGGGGAAUCGCACGCCCAAGCUGAACGAGACCUUUCCCCGUAGCCAGUUGGACUUUAGUCGCCGGCACAAGCGUCGGGAGGAGGCACCGACGCCUCUGAAGUUGGAGACCAAGCUUUUGGAGGAGUCCUCCGAUCUGGAGAGCUGCACCCGCCUGCAGAGCGCCCUGUCGCCGCAGUCUGAGGAUGCGGAAUUGGUGUACCUCAGCUCCUCGGCCUCCAGCAGUGUCUCCGAUCUCAUGGAGCUGGAGCUGGAGCAGGCGGCCGCCCUGGCGGAGAGGGCUCUGGUGGAUCUGGAUACGGAUGCCAGUCGCUUGAUUCUACGGCCGGAUGAUGAGAUGAGCAGCACCAGCACCACGACGGCGGAGCGGAGCGAGACGGAAGCGGAAACGGAAACGGAGACGGAGAGAGAGGGUGAGGACGGGAGGGAGGCCGAGGAGAGUCGCGAGAGCACACCUGUUAACCCGACAAUUGCCAGUUCGCUUUCCUCGCUGCUGAGCGCCGCUACGCCGACGCCGACGCCAACGCCGACCGCGACGCCCACGAUCGCCGAUCGCGAGCAAUUAGCAAAAGAUACAAAUGUAUCUGGUGGAUCGGCGGUUAGUUUCGGGACAGCAUCGCCGCUAGCGGCCACGCGCGAGGAGUUCGUUCGCAACAUGGACAAAGUGCGCGAGUUGAUCGAGAUGACGCGGCGCGAGGAGGAGCAAGGUGAAACGCCGCGUUCGCCGUCGCCGCAGCCACCGCCCGUUCCCCCACCCCCCGCCACAGUUCCGCCUUACAGUCCCCAGUCCGAGUCCGAGCUGUCCUCGUUCCACCUGACCCCCCUGCAGCUGAAGCGGCAGGAGUCGAACGACUCCCACUGCUCCGACAGUACCACCCACAGCCAAUGCACGGCCAUCCACAUGGCCAGUCCACCGCCCACAGCACCCAACACCGCCGCCCAGCCACCCACACCGCCACUCAGACAAAAGCCUGCACCACCACCACCCGCUACACCCGCUCCACCCACUCCCCAAUCAGAGCCAGAGCUUUCAGUUGCAGAUUUGGACGAAGACCCCGACACGGAUGCCAUCAAGAAGCUGCGCCUUCUCUGCACCGAGCAGCUGGCCUCCAUGCCCUAUGGCGAACAGGUGCUCGAGGAGCUAGCCAGCGUGGCCCAGAACAUAGCGGAUCAAUCGCCAGUUGCCCAAAGCAAGAUGCCCUAUCCCCUGCCCCAGUUGCCGCACAUCAAGGAGCUGCAGUUGAACGCCAGCGAGGGCAAGAGCUCCUCCUCCGCCUGGCUGGGACUGCCCACCCAGUCGGAUCCCCAGCUCCUGGUCUGCCUCUCGCCUGCUCAGAGGGAGCUCCUGGAUGCCCAGACCCAGCCGGAUGACCUCCUCGAUGCCCACCAGAAGUUCGUGGAGCGACGGGGCUACCAUGAGCUGUCCAAGGCCCAGGUACUCGAGCAGGAUCAGCAGCAGCAGCAGCGGGAGCGGGAGCAGGAGCAGCAGCAGAGCGAGAUGCUCAGGACGGCGGCAAUAAUGCGCGAGUUGCGCAAGAGCCUCUCGCCGCCGGCGCCCCCCCUCCCCCCGCCACCUGUGCCGCUGAAGAGCGCCGAAACGGCGGCCAAGGCGACCGCUCAUGAAAACGCCAAGAGAGAUGACGCAAGCGAGCAAAAGCAGAAGAUCGAAUCGUCAUCGCUUGAAAAUAAACCAAGGCGAGCAGCUGAUCUUGGUGGCCAGCAGCAGUCGGCAGAGCACAGCCAGAGCAGCAGUACCAUCAACCCGGAGACCAUGUCCAAGUUCCCCACGCUGGACAGCAUGGAGAGUGAGCUGGCUAGGAUGUUCCCCCAGCACAAGGGCGACAUAUUCGAGGAGCAGCGCAAGCGUUUCUCCAACAUUGAGUUCCCCAGCCAUCAGCAGUCUGUAAGCCAGACCAAGCGCUACUCCAACAUCGAGACCAGUAGCUACGAGUCCAAGAAGCGCCUGGAGAACGGUCAGGUAAUCUACGAUGUAAGCACCUCCAGCCACGAGAAGCAGGAGCAGGGUGAUCCGCCCAAGGAGCAGCCCGUGCCGCCCGUCCCCCCGCCGCCCAUGAUGUCAGCAACGAAAUUAAACGGUAACACUUUCAUUGAUGGAGACGUGGCGCUUAAAAAUAGCCAGCCACCGAAAGAGAGCCAAAGCGGCAGCGGUACGUAUGAGGAAUUUCGGCAGCGUGCCAAGGCCGCCGCGGAUGCUUUCGGAGAUCAAAAGGAGAGGGAGGGGAAUCAAAAUGGCCUGGACCAAGACCGCGUGUUCAAGGAUUUCGAUAGGCUGUCGCAGCAGAUGCACGCCGAACUGCAGACCACGAGGGAGAAGCGGGAGAAGUCCGCCUCCCUGUACGAUCUGAGUGGCCUCACCCGAUCGGGCCAGCAUCCCAAGCUGGAGGAGCUGCAGCAGAGGCGGCACGCGCACAUGCAGGAGCUGGAGAAGGAGAUAGAGCGCUCGGCGAGAUCGCGACAGGAGCGCAUGUCCUCGGUGCCGCGUCAGAUGGAGGCCACGCCGCCGCACACCCGCGAGAUACCCAUCGAGCUGGAGCCCCGAUCCCGGCGAGCCGAGUCCCUGUGCAACCUGAACGAGGCACCACCACCACGCCCGCACACCACAGUGGGUCACUAUAACCACCCAUCGGCUGGGCAGGACGACUGGUCGCGGUAUGCCAACGAUUUGGGCUACUCGGAGAACAUAGCUCGACCCUUUGCCCGCGAGGUGGAGAUCUGCUAUCAGCGGCAGAACCAGAGGACACCACACCAGGGCAUCCGUGCUCCGCGGCUCUCGGCCAGCACCAAUGACCUGAGCAGCUCCAGCCAGUACAGCUACGAUACCUUCAAUGCCUACGGAGGCAGGAGGACCCAUGCACCAAUGCUGAACCAGGCGCAACAGCAGCAGCGUCCUCACUACGGCAGCUGUUACUCCAUGAUCGAGCGGGAUCCCAAUCCCAGGUACAUCAGCACCACCUCGAGAAGGGGCGUGAGUCCAGCACCAGCGGCUCCGCCACCACAGGCUGCACCACAGGUGCCACCACCCGCCUACGAUCGCCAGCAGAGGAGAUCCUCGCUGCCCAGGGAGCUGCACGAGCAGCAGCUCAAGUACAUCCUGUCCAAGGAGGAGGAGCUCAAGUUCGAGGUGGAGCGACUGCAGCAGGAACGCCGUCGGCUCAUGGAGGAAAUGCAGCGGGCUCCUGUGUUGCCAGCUCCACAGAGAAGGGAAAGCUACAGACCCGCCGCCAAGUUGCCCACACUGAGCGAGGAUGAGGUGUUCCGGCAGCAAAUGGCCGAGGAGUGGAUGAACAAGGUGGCGGAGCGGGAGGAGAGGCGUCAGCACAAGAUCAUACGCAUAUCGAAGAUCGAGGAUGAGCAGGAUCACCACACGGUGGACCGGGCGACCAUAAGCGAUGAGUUCUUGGACAGGGUGAAGGAACGUCGCCACAAGUUGGCCAUGCCGGCGGACAGCGAUUGGGAGAGUGGAGCGGAGUCGCAUCCCCAGCCAGCUGGCCAAUCCCAACCGGAAUCGGAUGUGGAGGUACCACCAGUGCGCAUACUCGAGGGCCAGUCGGAGGCCAAUCUCCGCCAGCUGCCGCGUCACCUAAGGGAGUUCGCCAAGUUCUCCACCAGCGAACAGCUGCCAGAUGGCGGUCAAAUGGAGCGGCACGAGGAGCAGGAACGCCGCGAGGAGGGCGACGACAACUCGCACAGCAGUGCCACCAAGAAGACGAGCAUCGUGAAGACGUACAAGGUGUCCCGACUGCCGCCUUCCGUCCAGGACAGAGCCACCGCAGCCGAGGAGGCGGACCCAGCGGCGGGAAUGGGUGUCCGGCUGCGACCACGCCCACCCAAGCAGACGCGCUUCCUCCUCAACGCCCAGCAGCUGCAGCAGCAGAGGCAGCGGCGCAGCUGGUCGGAGAGCGAUCUUCUCAAGGAGAUCGACAGCGAGCUGCAGCUGGCCAAGGGCUUCCUCUACGCGAAUGUCUACAAGGUCAAGCACGAGUAUAUGAGCGAGCCGGAGACGGGCAGCGAUCGUCCCCGGAAAAUGGCACAGUUAGGGCGAAGGCAGUACGACGGCAUCGGGCCGGUGACCAACGAUGGAAUGCCCAUCAUCCUCAGAUCGGAGGUCCAGGAGCCGCAUCAGCAUGAGUGGUACAAGCGUCUGUAUCAGACGAUUCACAAGCAGAAGAACGGCGAUGAUUUCGUGAUUCGCUACAAGUGUCCCAGAGCCCGUCCGUCGUACAAGAGCAACGGCUACGUCUCAGAGCCCGAACCCAACUACGACUCCGACUACUCCACGGUGAGGUACCGCACCCAGAAUCCGCACCGCGUGCAGUCCGUCUCCUCGGCUGUCAAUGUGCGCAACCUCAACCAGGACGAAAAGUUGUAUGGUACUAUGCCAAAUCCCAUAAAGUCCGCGCAGAACUCGUAUAAAAAUCAGCCAGGUCGCAUCGAGAACUAUACGACAGGUCAUUCUUCUGUUUCCGAAAAGGAAAAGAAGGAGUGGUGGGACGAAGUGAUGGACAUCUUUAACGGGAAUCUAGAACAAUCGAAACUAUCGCCCUUGUAUACUGAAGGUAACUUGUCCAGAGCUUUGGCCAAGGAAUCUGGAUACACUAGCGAUUCGAACCUGGUCUUCCGCAAGAAGGAGGUACCCGUGAGCAGUCCCCUCAGUCCCGUGGAACAAAAGCAGGCCUACAAGAGUCUCCAGGCAGGCGGAGAACCCCCACUGCUCGGCUUCCGCAAGCCAGCGCCCGAGAAGCCCCGUGAAAUUGUGGAGGAGUUCGAAUUCAUACAGAUCACUCCCACGCUCACAAAGAUUCGUGUGAGCACCAAGGAGCUGGAAGAGGAGGAGGAGCCCUUGAAGAAGCCACAAAAUCCGUCGAACCCACCGCCACCACCACCACCUCCUCCACCACCACCGCCAACUCAAACUUUGACCGGGAGAAGAGAGAAGAGGCCGGUGAAGAUGUUCUCGCAGCUGUCGAAGACGCUGCCCUCGUUCAUUCCGCUGAGCAAGAAGCAGCAAGUCUCCCAAGCGGAUGACCCAGCUCCAAGGCCGCCCCACCGGAAGUCCAGCUGCACGAAGAGCACCGUGCGGGUCCUGAGCUCCGCCUCGAAGUCUCGGCAUGAACAAUGUUUCCAGCCGCCGAACGGAAGUGUUCCUGGGGUGUCCACCAUCACCCUGCGGAAGGUGGCCACCUCGAGCUGCUCCCGUCGGGAGCCCAUCUGUCGAUCCAAGUCGGCGGGAGCGGUGUCCACGCUUUUGCAAACCCUUACGGCUACCAAGGAGACCCGACUCACCCGUCACCGCGUCCAGCAGCAGCAGCAGCUCCAGUCCCGCUUGAGGUCCUCCAGUCCCAGUAGACGGGCGGGACGUCUCCUGGCCCUGCGUCACUCCAGCCGCAGUCCCGUGGCCUUUGGCAGGAGCAUCUCCAAGGAGCGCAGCUUCGCCGAGGAGAAGAAGCGGCUGGAGAACACACUACCAGCUAAUCGCACCAACUUUGAGGCCAGCACCAAUAUACUGAGGGAUCCCUCCCUGAAAUCCCCGCAAGAGGUAAGGGAGGCAGUGCGUUCGUAUGCCACUUCGCGGAGCAAGUCCUUGCCCAGACUUCGUCACACGACAGUGAGCACUACCACAAGGCAGACCAUGUGCUUCCCCCAGGUGAGACCACAGACGCUUUUGGAUUGUGGUACUAGGUCGCUGAGGAAGUCCUCCUCGAAGUCUGGAAAGGGUCAGGCUAAGAAUGGAUCUAAUGACAGCUUGCCCAGGAGCAACUCCACCUUCUCCAUUGAUUCGCUGGUGCGUCAGGAGUUUGUGCCCAUUGCACCGCCCAAGACAUAUGUGGGCAAGUCCCGUGGGUCCCUAUCGAAGGCAGUGGUUCCCCUUCAGAACAGCCGUAGCGAAGGUCAUGUUCCCAGGAAGCGCCAGACUGGAAAGACCACCACCAAGCCACCUCCACCACCUCCAGUGACCGUGCACUCCUACAGCGAGUCGGUGCGGGAAAAAACCAACUUUUGGAACGAGUACAAUGCCAAGCAGGCCAUGUCCUUGCCGCAGGAAUAUCGCUUCCUACCGGAGGAUGUGUGCGAUUUUGCGAGUCAAACAAUACAGCAGCCGUGCAUCGAGGACCUGGUGUGGAAGUACGAGGGCAAGGAGCAGCGUCCUCCUAAACCGGUGACCGUGACGGACAUAGCUCGUCCCCAAUCGCCACAGUUGGGCCAACAGGAGCGCCGCUUCUCGCCCACCAGGGAAGUCAGGGUGCCCCAGAUCAGCAGGGAGGUGCGAUCCCCCUCUCGCCGACGCAUCGAUAGUCUGCGUUCCAAGGACAAGGAGCAAUCCCUGGCCAGGGCCAGUAGCCUGAGUAGCGCUGAUGAGCGGAGGAGGGCCACUCCUGCUCCCUCGAAUGGACUCUACCAAUGUGGGGAGCUGGCCCACAGUGCCACCUCCUUGACCCACCUGGAGCGGCACAGUCCCAGCUGUCGGUAUCGCAACAACUGCGAGCGUUUCACCGAGCUGAACCGCUUCUACAGCACAUUGGAACGGGUGGGUCAGCUGGAGCGGGCCACCUCCUCCAGCAGUUUCCAUCCCCUGAGGAAGGAUGCCGAGCUCCUGGACUUUGAUGAGUGGCGACGCGUGCGGCUCCAUGAAAGAGCUGAGAAGGAGCUCCACUACUUAGUAGGCAAGCUGCAAGAUGAUCAGAAACAGAGGGAUCUGCACUUCCGUUCUAAGGAUGUAGACUCUAUUAAGUGGCGUCAGGAUGCGGACCAGGCAUUGGUUGCCAAAAAAAAGUCUGUGGAGGAUCUGCGCGAAAACUUCGAGCAGCUUAAUCUCCUCAGGCAGCAGCAGCAACUGCAGGCGGAGCCAGUGCAUCGCCACUGGAGGCGAAACACGGUGGCCGAUUUGGCCAGCAGUCUGGAGCACCAGACCUCCGCCGAACCCGAGAUGGAGCGGCACCUAGACAACGAUCUGGUGAGCACUCUGUCCAAGGAUCAGAUCAAGAAAAUCACCCAACAGUUGAAUGAGAUCUAUUCGGGAAAUCGCCAGGCUCCCGCCGUCGAGGAGCAGUAUGUGGUCACCGUGGAGAAGAAUUCCCGGCCAAAUGGCCUGAAGGUGCGCUGUAACUCCACCAUCUCCAAGGACCAGCUACUCGGGUCGGUUCAGCGCAAGAAGGACGGACAGCAGUCCAAUCAGACCCUGCCUCGUGCCACUCGCAGCCAAUCCCCUGUUGUGGUGGCCAGGGAAACCCGUGGAGCCAUUGCAGCCAAAAAUGCAGAGUUGACCCUGUCCAAGCCACCAGAUGUGCCACCCAGACCCAAGCCCACGACAACUCAGGAGGUCAAGAGCAAGCCACCACCCAAGGCGGAACUCAAGGUGGAACCUCGUGAGCCAGCCGAGGACAUCAGCCAGAAGAUCCAGUACUUCGAGGACCGCCAGUUCGACGAGCCACCCAAGACCAUUUACCACGCUCGCGAGGAUUCCUCGCCGGAUGAGGCGGAGGUGAUGCGGCUCAUCAAUCAGAAUAUGCAGGAACGACAGCGGGCCAGGCAACUGCACCAGCACCAGGAGCUGAGUAACUCCCUCACAGAUUUGAGUGGGGUCUUUGGAGAACGUCCUGCGGCGCGGGUAAAUUUUCACUUGCACAGCCCGCCCGACCGUCCGCCCGACGAUACCGAGCUUAUCAACUUUGGGAACGGGUCACCGGAUCCCGCAGACGGCAGUCUUGAGCUGUACUCCGACUCCUACUACCGAUCGCGCAGUCUGUCGCCCCAAUCGCAGGUCUCCGCCUGCUCCAGCUCCUAUCUGCAGAGGGUCUACACCGGGGAGGUGCGGAAGAUGCGCCAGCACUUCGAGAGCAUCCAACAGUCGGGGGAACCAUCCCGAGAGCCAUCCAACGAGCGGCGUGAUUUUUUUGGGCUUAGCUCGCUGCGGAGGGCGCGCAGCGAUCCCGAGAUGAAUGCGGGAUCCAAAGACGCCCCGGACACCGCUUCGGAGGCGGUGUCGAAGGAGGAAGUGCCUCGACUGACCCACAAGUUCGAGGCCAGGGCAGCCACGCCCUCGCCGGAGCGGGGAAGAAGGCGGCUGAGGAGCGCCCAGGACAGACUGAUGCCCCACAUCGAUAUCAUCAGCAAGACGGCGGCCCUGAAGAAGGAGUUAUCUCCACCCGUUCGAUCGAGUCCCACGAGGAGUGUGAGCAGCAACAGUCACUGCUUCGAUCGCCUGAGGAUGCGCUACGAAUCGCCGGAACCACAGACCCAGAGCUAUCUGUCCACCUCGCAUCCGGAUAUGCGGGAUGUCCACGAUAUAUCGCCGCACUUGAGUGCCGACUGGGUGGCCCACAGGCAUCCGGAGCCCUCGAAGCCCAAGGAGCUGCCGCGGAAGCCACAAAGAGCUCUGCGGGCCAGCUCCACGUCGCCACCUCGACCGGCCAGGUCGCAGAGCCACCAGACGAGCUCCCAGCUAACCAGCUGCAUCAAGGACAUAUUCGCCAACCAGAAGUUCGAUCCGAAUAAGCAUCGCCCCAAGGCUCGAUAUGUGCCCGAUGGAGCGGAGAAUGGGAAUCAAAAACCCAAGGAUAAUGGAACUUUGGAGCGCCUCAAGAAGACAGCCAUGGUGACUUUCAAAGAGUCUCCCAAUCGUUACUAUGCCACAGACGUGAACAUCCACUUCAAGACCCCCAUCAGGCAUGAGCAGCGCCAGAACGUGCCGGAGGAGGAACUAGCCAUUCGCCAAGCGGAGCACAUGCAGAAGCUCUACCACGAGGAGCGCCGUCGCAAGUAUCUACAGGAGCUGCAGGACAUGAACUCGCGCCGCCACACGGACAACUUCACGCCGUCGCAGAAGUCGCCCAUCGCCCUCAAUCGCUACGAUGACUUCCCCACGGACGUGACCCUCAAGUCGCUGGUGGGUCCCAAGACGGUGGCCCGGGCUCUCUUCAACUUCCAGGGACAGAGCUCCAAGGAACUCUCUUUCCGCAAGGGCGACACCAUCUACAUCAGGCGGCAGAUCGACGCCAACUGGUACGAGGGCGAGCACAAUGCUAUGAUUGGACUGCUCCCAGCCAGUUACGUUGAGAUUGUCAGUCGAGAUGGCGCCCGUACCCCAUCCAAGCGGCCAUCGGAGGGCCAGGCCCGUGCCAAAUACAACUUCCAGGCCCAAUCGGGCAUCGAGCUCUCGCUGAACAAGGGCGAGCUGGUCACCCUGACACGCCGGGUGGAUGGAAACUGGUUCGAGGGCAAGAUUGCCAACAGGAAGGGCAUCUUCCCGUGCUCCUACGUGGAAGUACUCACGGAUAUUGGUGCUGAGGACAUUGCGGCCAGGACAACGACCGUGAUCACCAGCCAAAGCACUACAAAUCUGCGGCCCAAUCUCGAUGUGCUGCGCACAAACAUCAACAAUGAGUUCAACACGCUCACGCAAAAUGGAGCCCAGCCACCUAAUGGAAUCCUCAAGGAGACGCGGACGCUCCACAAGACGGACGCCCUCCACGUGGACACCAGUUCCGAGCCAUUGGCAUACCGCGCCCUGUACAAGUACCGGCCCCAGAACUCCGACGAACUGGAACUGCUCGAGGGAGACGUGGUCCAUGUGCUGGAGAAGUGCGACGACGGAUGGUUCGUGGGCACCUCCCAGCGGACCGGCUGCUUCGGCACAUUCCCCGGCAACUACGUGGAACGGGCCUAGAGGAGAUCGAUGCGAGGAUCCUGCCCCCGGGUCGGCGUUCGUCUCUAAUCUUAAUGAAUUUGUAGUCUAAUGUGAAGAGGAAUCAGCGUGGCCGGGGCGAAGGCAGUUCUAUGAUCAAUUCUGACUUGGUUUUACUGGAUUAUUUUAUGUUGUUGUUGAAUAAUUCUUAUCCCGCUAAUUCUGCUGCUUUCGUUUUGCCGUAAUUUAAAGCUAUUUAUUUAUUUUUAAACAGAGCAUUAAUUAUAUCAAUGUUGGAAUUACGUUUAUUUAUGAGAUGCAAAUAUUAACCAGAAGUUGUCCCCACCACCUACCCAACUCCGACACCCCGUUCACCCAAACACACACACCACACACACCAAAUAUCGAAGGACCUAAAUUAAGAUCAUACAUAUAUAUACUUUGUCGUUUACCUACUAAUUUUAACUAGUCACAGCUAAUUUCCAAAAAGAAAAUCAAUUACAAAAAAAGUUAGAAGUGGAGACCGUUGAACUAAAGUGCCUUAAAGUUGAAAUUUAAAUGACUAAAAAUUAAAACAAAAAAUGAGAAAAAAAAGUGCUAAGAUUCAAGUGCCCCUUGUUGAGUCGGCAAUGUGGAUAAUUAUUAUUGAUAAUUAUAAAUAUUAUUUAUGAUGAUAUUGUCGAGUCCGAACCAACAGAAAUCGUUUUAAAAUCAUUACAAAAGCGUUUAUUACACAGACACUGUUGCAAGCGUAUUUAGUGAAUAAAGAAGAAACUAAAAAACA
Molecule: messenger RNA, 14490 nt
Organism: Drosophila biarmipes
Lineage: Eukaryota; Metazoa; Arthropoda; Insecta; Diptera; Drosophilidae
Gene: CAP
Product: sorbin and SH3 domain-containing protein 1
Exons: 16
Coding region: 2418-13748 (3776 amino acids)
Molecular function (GO): protein binding
Source: RefSeq, a predicted model, not a curated record